This is a messenger RNA of Triticum aestivum (bread wheat), 668 nucleotides long. Its product is annotated as cysteine-rich and transmembrane domain-containing protein WIH1. The record is from RefSeq and is a predicted model, not a curated record. The transcript has 3 exons. Bases 136 to 369 code for a protein of 77 amino acids. Lineage: Eukaryota; Viridiplantae; Streptophyta; Magnoliopsida; Poales; Poaceae. Gene Ontology annotation, cellular component: plasma membrane.
UCCAGACGUCCAGUCCUAGCCGAUUCGUCUUCCUCCUCUUUGGUUCUUGAUUGACAUACAUUAACAGCGUCAGAACUCAGAGGAACAGAGCAUUGUUUCUGCAGAGUUUUUGCUAGCCCUUCCCGCAACUCGAUCAUGAGCUACCAGCAGGGCUACCCGCCGCCGGGCACCGCAGCAGCGUACCCUCCGCCGGGCCAGCAGCAGGCCUACGUCGCGCCGCCGCCGGCUGCGUACCAGCAGGGCCAGCAGUACCCUCCGGCCGGCGGCGACACCACCAGCCGCGGCGAGCACGGCCACGGCGGCGAUGGGUUCUUGAAAGGAUGCUGCGCGGCGCUCUGCUGCUGCUGCCUCCUCGACGCCUGCUUCUGAUCCACUUCGUCCGGUGUUGUUCGACCGUCAUGACUCAUGAUCAGGCGCGGCGGCAUAUAGAGCUCGUCAUGAUCGAGUUUGAGUACUAGUCCCGGAGCACGACUUUCUUGUGUGAUCGUGUGCGUUGUUUUGUUUCCAUUCGUAUGAUUUAGAUAGAUAGACCUGUGAGAUUGAUCCGGCUAGUGGCCUCGUUGAAUGCAUAUUCUCUUGGUGUUGUUUACCUUGUUGGCAGUGAUGAUCGAAUUAUUUGUUGGUCUUUAUAGUGAAAUAAUCUGACAAUAACUGCAUUUGAACUUUAC